Messenger RNA from Peromyscus eremicus (cactus mouse), 3949 nucleotides. It is a transcript of the gene Fmnl1, whose product is annotated as formin like 1. The record is from RefSeq and is a predicted model, not a curated record. The transcript has 25 exons. Bases 74 to 3466 code for a protein of 1130 amino acids. Gene Ontology annotation, molecular function: actin filament binding; small GTPase binding. Gene Ontology annotation, cellular component: cytosol. Gene Ontology annotation, biological process: cortical actin cytoskeleton organization; cell migration; regulation of cell shape. NCBI's taxonomy places the organism in Eukaryota, Metazoa, Chordata, Mammalia, Rodentia, Cricetidae.
CCUAGUCCGCGACCCCUUGGGAAAACUGGAUCUCCGAGGCUGGAGGCGCCUGGCCGGCUGGGUGGGGACCACCAUGGGCAAUGCGGCCGGCAGCGCCGAGCAGCCCGCGGGCCCCACCGCCUCGCCCCCGAAGCAGCCAGCCGCUCCCAAGCAACCGAUGCCGGCGGCUGGAGAGCUGGAGGAGAGGUUCACGCGGGUCUUGAACUGUAUGAACUUGCCUCCAGACAAGGUCCAGCUGCUGAGCCAGUAUGACAAUGAGAAGAAGUGGGAACUCAUCUGUGACCAGGAGCGGUUCCAAGUCAAGAAUCCCCCUGCAGCCUACAUUCAGAAGCUGAAGAGCUACCUGGAUACUGGUGGGGUCAGCCGAAAGGUAGCAGCUGAUUGGAUGUCCAAUCUGGGGUUUAAGAGGCGAGUCCAGGAGUCUACGCAGGUGCUUCGGGAACUGGAAACUUCCCUGAGGACAAACCACAUUGGGUGGGUGCAGGAGUUUCUCAAUGAAGAGAACCGUGGCCUGGAUGUCCUGCUUGAGUACCUGGCCUUCGCUCAAUGCUCUGUCACGUAUGACAUGGAAAGUACAGACAACGUGGCCUCGAGUGCAGAGAAGAGCAAGCCCCUGGAUCAGUCUGUGGAAGACCUCACCAAGGCACCACCCUCAUCUGUGCCCAAAAGUCGCCUGACCAUCAAGCUGACACCGGCCCACAGUAGGAAGGCCCUGAGGAAUUCCCGAAUCGUCAGCCAGAAGGAUGAUGUCCAUGUGUGCAUCAUGUGUCUGAGAGCCAUCAUGAACUACCAGUCCGGCUUCAGCCUUGUUAUGAACCACCCAGCCUGUGUCAACGAGAUCGCUCUGAGCCUUAACAACAAGAACCCCAGAACCAAGGCUUUGGUGCUGGAGCUGCUGGCAGCUGUGUGCCUGGUGCGGGGAGGACACGACAUCAUUCUUGCAGCCUUUAACAACUUCAAGGAGGUGUGCGGGGAGCAGCACCGCUUUGAAAAGCUGAUGGAAUAUUUCCGGAAUGAAGACAGUAACAUUGACUUCAUGGUGGCCUGCAUGCAGUUCAUCAACAUCGUGGUACACUCAGUGGAGAACAUGAACUUCCGUGUCUUCUUGCAAUAUGAAUUCACCCACCUGGGCCUGGACCUGUACUUGGAGAGGCUCCGGCUCACCGAGAGUGACAAGCUGCAGGUGCAGAUCCAGGCGUACCUGGACAACGUUUUUGAUGUGGGGACCCUGCUGGAGGACACAGAGACUAAAAAUGCAGUGCUGGAGCACAUGGAAGAGCUGCAGGAGCAGGUGGCACUGCUGACAGAGCGGCUUCGGGACGCAGAGAACGACUCCAUGGCCAAGAUCGCUGAACUGGAGAAGCAGCUAAGCCAGGCCCGCAAGGAAUUGGAGACCCUGAGGGAGCGUUUCAGCGAGUCAAACCCCAUGGGCACUGCCAGACGCAUCCCUGAGCCUGAGAAAGUGCCUGCCCCUGCCGUGGUGCGACCUUCAGCUCUCGAGCUUAAAGUGGAGGAGCUUGAGGAAAAGGGGUUAAUCCGAAUCCUGCGGGGGCCCGGGGAUGUCGUCUCCAUCGAGAUCCUUCCAGGAGCGGUGGCGACACCCAGUGGUGACAGCGCACCAACUCCGGGGGUGCCCACUGACUCUCCUAGCCCAGCAGAGUCGGUUCCCGGAGCAGCAUCACCACCACCACCACCGCCGCCACCACCACCACCACCCCCACCACCCCCACUACCUAACCUCCAGUCCCCGCAGGAAGCCCUUCCCUCUGCACCCCCGCCGGCCCCGCCCCUCCCAGGCUGCGCAGAGCCUCCACCGGCACCACCGUUGCCUGGAGACCUGCCGCCCCCACCCCCUCCACCCCCACUUGGUACUGAUGGGCCAGUACCACCCCCACCCCCACCCCCUCCGGGAGGGCCUCCUGAUAUCCUUGGAGGACAAGGCCCAGAGAUAGGCCCAGGGGUGAAAGCCAAGAAACCCAUCCAGACCAAAUUCCGGAUGCCACUGCUGAACUGGGUGGCGUUGAAACCCAGCCAGAUCACAGGCACUGUCUUCACUGAGCUCAAUGAUGAGAAAGUGUUGCAGGAGCUGGACAUGAACGACUUUGAGGAGCAGUUCAAGACCAAAUCUCAAGGCCCCAGCCUGGACCUCAGCACUCUGAAGGGGAAGGCAGCCCACAAAGCUCCCACCAAGGCAACACUCAUUGAGGCCAACCGGGCCAAGAAUUUGGCCAUCACCCUGCGCAAGGGCAACCUAGGGGCAGACAGAAUCUGCCAGGCCAUUGAGACGUAUGACCUUCAGACUCUCAGCCUGGAUUUCUUGGAGCUGUUGACCCGCUUCCUGCCCACAGAGUAUGAGCGCAGCCUCAUAGCCCGCUUCGAGAAGGAACAGCGGCCGAUGGAGGAGCUGUCAGAGGAGGACCGCUUCAUGCUGCGCUUCAGUCGCAUCCAGAGGCUGCCAGAGCGCAUGAACACGCUCACCUUCCUGGGCAACUUUCCAGACACGGCCCAGCUGCUCAUGCCGCAACUGAAUGCCAUCAUUGCAGCCUCAAUGUCCAUCAAGUCUUCUGACAAGCUUCGCCAGAUCCUGGAGAUUGUCCUGGCUUUCGGCAACUACAUGAACAGCAGUAAGCGAGGGGCAGCCUAUGGUUUCCGACUUCAGAGUCUGGAUGCGUUGUUGGAGAUGAAGUCGACUGACCGAAAACAGACAUUGCUGCACUACUUGGUGAAGGUCAUCGCUGAGAAGUACCCACAGCUCACGGGCUUUCAUAGCGACCUGCACUUCUUGGAUAAGGCAGGCUCAGUGUCCCUAGACAGUGUCCUGGGGGACGUGCGCUCCCUGCAGCGAGGCCUGGAGUUGACACAGAGAGAGUUUGUGCGGCAGGAUGACUGUGUGGUGCUCAAAGAGUUCCUGAGGGCCAACUCUCCCACCAUGGACAAGCUGCUGGCAGACAGCAAGACCGCUCAGGAGGCCUACGAAUCGGUAGUGGAGUACUUCGGAGAAAAUCCCAAGACCACGUCCCCCUCCAUGUUUUUUUCCCUCUUCAGCCGUUUCACCAAGGCCUAUAAGGUACCGGUGCCUGAUGCAGUGGGAGGGUUGGGGACUGCUUCCGGCCCAGGUGGGACAGGGAAGGAGGAGGGGCUAUCCUCACCACGACCUGCCUGGUGCCCUCAGAAAGCAGAGCAAGAGGUGGAGCAGUGGAAGAAGGAGGCAGCGGCGGAUACCUCAGGCAGGGAAGAGCCUCCAGCACCCAAGUCUCCACCCAAGGCCAGGCGGCAACAGAUGGACCUCAUCUCUGAGCUGAAACGGAAGCAGCAGAAAGAACCACUCAUCUACGAGGGUGACCGAGAUGGGGCCAUUGAAGACAUCAUCACAGUGCUCAAGACAGUGCCCUUCACUGCCCGCACCGGCAAGCGGACAUCCCGGCUCCUCUGUGAGGCCAGCCUGGGAGAGGAGAUGCCCCUCUAGUUCCCAGGUACCUAGACAGCAUGGCCUGUGAUUCCAGUGCUGGCACAACUUUGGGAACUUGGGGGGGCCAAACAUGCCUCCCCAUCCGGGGCCACUGCAUGCUGGGAUGUUUUAGGGGUGGUGUUUAUGGCUGAGGUAUAUCAGUGUCCCCUUCCACGUGCACAAAACCAAAUCCUUAGAAAGAUGAGCCUGUGCCCUGGAGCCUGGGCAAAUGUGUCUCUUUUGGCUUCCAGAUCUUCGGAACCAGCCCUACAUCCGUGCAGACACAGGCCGCCGAAGUGCUCGCCGGCGACCCCCGGGACCCCCACUGCAGGUCACUGCUGACCUCUCGCUGUAGCCACUGUGUCCGCUGGUGGAUUCUGUAGGGCCGUAGGCAGGCUGGAGCUCAAGGAAGAUGGUCCUUAGCUUGGCUGGGUCGAGCAUCAGCUCCUCGUGCCGACUACAAGCCUUGAAGCCCCUCACCCCACCAAAAAAAAAAAAAAA